Molecule: messenger RNA, 554 nt
Organism: Lindgomyces ingoldianus
Lineage: Eukaryota; Fungi; Ascomycota; Dothideomycetes; Pleosporales; Lindgomycetaceae
Product: ribonuclease H1 small subunit
Exons: 2
Coding region: 59-535 (158 amino acids)
Biological process (GO): RNA catabolic process
Cellular component (GO): ribonuclease H2 complex
Source: RefSeq, a predicted model, not a curated record
CAAUUGCCAACGCAAGAAUUAUACACCACAAUACUCUACCCAGAAUCCAUACCACAAAAUGCUAGCAAUCCAGAAAGCCUCAAAACCCCCCCAAAAAUGCACCCCAAAUCUGCUCCCCGCGCGCCUAUCCCACAAUGGUCUAGUGCAUGAUACCGACAAGUACUGGAAACCCGUGACAGAGAGUGACAAGAAAAUGGCGUACUUUCGCGGUCGUGCCCUCCACGGCACAACGCUGGCUUUGCCGUCGAACUACACAGGCGCAGUGCUGAAUAUCACGGAUAAACAGCUUCCCACAGCCAACAGCAACAGAACAAUCGCCGAUGAUGAGGAUGAAGACGCGCAUGAUCAAUCAGCGCGGGUAGAAGUCUCGGCCAUCGAACAAGUAGGAACGUUCGAUGAGUUUGUAGUUUGGGGCCACGGUGGGACAGUGAAUGAGAGCGAGGAUCCGUAUGUGAGGGCGGUUGGAGAAUGGAUCGGUUUUGCGGAGAGUAUGCAUAUUGAUCCUGAAGGCAAAACGGAUGGCGAGGAGACAUGAGUGUAUUUGUACUUUCAGG